Molecule: messenger RNA, 1208 nt
Organism: Ceutorhynchus assimilis (cabbage seed weevil)
Lineage: Eukaryota; Metazoa; Arthropoda; Insecta; Coleoptera; Curculionidae
Source: the annotation of a GenBank genome assembly
CGUGUUUGCUGGGUAGGCAUAACUUUUAAUUCCAAACAACUUUUCUCUAUAACAUUUUGCUGAAUUUUCUAAAAUAAGGGUACUUUACAGUACCAGCUUUGAUAUUGUUUGUAUUUACCCUGUAUGCUGUUUGACUUGCAACCAUUUUAAGUGCACCUAAUAUGAUUAUCAGACAUGCACCAACUUUUGGCCUUGUUUGUAUUUGGGUUGUGCUAUUACUAAAAAAAAUCCCCAUAGUGUGUGCAACAGCACACUUAAAAAAUCACACUGUAUAUACUACUAAUAACAUAAAAACCCCGUUCGCCUUAAUGCCAUUUCUCAUAAAAAAUCAAUUGCACUUUGCAUAUCGAAGUCUAGAAUGCCAAGAAAUUAAAGCACAAUUUCAUGUAUAUGACAAAACUGAUAAUGAGAUCUCCAACCACAGCCCAUGCUUCACUGUUAAGAAUCCAGAACAAAUGCCAAUACCUGUAUGCAAGUCGAUACUAAAACCUCUAAGCCAAUUCUUAGACGACUCGAAAAAACCAAUCAAUGAGCCCGGAUUCUGCCAAAAAAGGAAACCAUCCGCCUGCAAUGUAACAAUCCAGAUGAAAGAAGAAACCUGUUUGGAUCUUACUUCGUCCAGAUACCAGGAAGCUAUAAGAUUAUUGUUAACCAAGAAUCAAUCAUCCAGUAUAUGGACAAUUCCCAUAUACAUUAUUAUUUUAUGUCCUAUAAGGUUUCACUGCUUCGGGAAAUGGCGUACUCUAGGACGAACAAAUGAAGCCGAAACGACGAAAGAAAGCAUAGAACUUCAAGAUGUUCAACUAUCCCGUUAACCAUGGAAUUGAAGCUUUGGAAGGAGGAGUUACCUUACCCCCUGUACGUAGGAUAGAUGCAAAACUGCUGACCGCCAACUUUUGCUUCUGCUUCGCUUUUAGUUUUUUUAAUAUGUUCAUCUUAGAAUUGUAAUGGAGCUUUAACAGUUAUUUAGGGUCUAAUCUGUCGAAAUCAGACAAAACUAUAUUUUUUCAAAUACUCCACAAUUUUUCUGGUUGAUGGCAGUAAAUGGACUUUGGCCUACGAUAAAUUAUUUUUGAAUAUAUCUUCAAGUUCCAUCUUGCAUCAGCGCAGUGUAGUUUUCUUAUAGGCAAUGUUCUCCUCUUAAAUUAGCCCGGAUGACUUCUUCACGUCGUUAAUUGGGGAAUAUUGGCUUUUGGAAAGCAUCAACG